Molecule: messenger RNA, 480 nt
Organism: Emiliania huxleyi CCMP1516
Lineage: Eukaryota; Haptophyta; Isochrysidales; Noelaerhabdaceae
Exons: 4
Coding region: 1-480 (159 amino acids)
Source: RefSeq, a predicted model, not a curated record
AUGCGACGCACCAAGGCGUGCCUCCCGGAUGGCCCGCCCGAUGGCGCGUACUACGUCCCUGGGCCCUUCUGCUAUGACCCGGCCGGCUGCUGGGAGAGUUCCCCGGUGGCCCCCCCCACGCUGCUCGAGGACCGGGAGCCCAUCACGUCGGCCGCGGACGCCGACUGCAGCUCCUUCUCGCCCAGCGCGGAAGGCAACGACGUCUUCUUCCACCCACGCACGAACUUUGACUGGUGCAAUUUCUCGGGGCCGGUGCCCAUGCUCGAAACCACGUUCUUCGGUGGCAGCGACAACUGCAGCACGACCGGUGAGAGGUACAGCAUGGUCGCAAAUGGCACAUGCGUAAACCACGGAGACGGCUCGUCUGGCAUCUACUACUGCGCGUCCGCCCUGCAGUUCGGCAUCAGGCGCCGCCUUCAGGUCGGCAAGAAGGGCGGCAAGGCGGCGACCUCCUUCACGGACAUCAAGCACGGCAUCUGA